Messenger RNA from Dromaius novaehollandiae (emu), 4502 nucleotides. It is a transcript of the gene TACR2, whose product is annotated as tachykinin receptor 2. Gene Ontology annotation, cellular component: sperm midpiece; plasma membrane. Gene Ontology annotation, biological process: positive regulation of flagellated sperm motility; G protein-coupled receptor signaling pathway. Gene Ontology annotation, molecular function: substance K receptor activity. Lineage: Eukaryota; Metazoa; Chordata; Aves; Casuariiformes; Dromaiidae. The record is from RefSeq and is a predicted model, not a curated record.
CAGAUGCCAGAAGAUCUGAGCUUGUGCCUCGCUGAAGAAAACAUGAGCGCAACCUCCCUUUUGAACGCUAGCAACGUCUCCCAGGCGGACGACUCCCUCGAGGACAGCGGCAACGGGACGGCUGUGACCCAGUUCACCCAGCCCGGCUGGCAAAUCGCGCUGUGGGCCAUCACCUACUCUCUCAUCGUGGUCGUGUCGAUUGUCGGCAACGUCACCAUCAUCUGGAUUAUCUUCGCGCACCGGAGAAUGAGGACUGCCACCAAUUUCUUCAUCGUGAAUUUGGCCCUUUCGGAUCUGCUGAUGUCUGCUUUCAACACCAUCUUCAAUUUUAUCUAUGCCAGCCACAACGUCUGGUAUUUCGGCGAGGAAUUCUGCAGGUUUCAGAACUGGUUCCCCAUUACCGCAAUGUUUGUGAGUAUUUACUCCAUGACAGCGAUUGCUGCAGAGAGGUACGUGGCUAUAAUUCACCCCUUCAAGCCCAGGCUCUCUGCGGGAAGCACCAGAGUCAUCAUCGGCAUCAUCUGGCUGGUGGCGUUUGGGCUCGCCUUUCCGCAGUGCUUCUAUGCCAAGAUCAUGAUAGACAACGGGACCACCAAGUGCAUCGUCGUCUGGCCGGAUGACGUCGGGUGGAAGCACCAGCUCACGUACCACAUUGCAGUGAUCAUGUUGAUUUAUUUACUGCCUUUAAUGGUGAUGUUUGUUGCAUACAGCGUUAUAGGAGUUACUCUGUGGAGCAGCGCAGUUCCAGGCAACCACAUUAAUCGAGUCCGCUAUGAGCAUCAAGUUCAUGCCAAAAAAAAGUUUGUGAAGACGAUGGUGGUAGUCGUGAUCAUUUUUGCUAUCUGCUGGCUGCCUUACCACAUAUACUUCAUCCUGGGGAACUUCAAGGAAGACAUCUAUCAGCAGAAGUACAUUCAGCAGGUUUACCUGGCCAUCUUUCUGCUGGCCAUGAGUUCAACGAUGUACAAUCCCAUCAUAUACUGCUGUCUCAACGAAAGGUUUCGUUCUGGCUUCAAAUUAGCCUUCUGGUGGUGUCCGUGCAUAAAAGCAACGAAGAAAGACAAACUUAAACUUACGUCCCCAUCCUAUUACCAGACGACCCACAGAAAGUUGAAAACAUCGAGUUUCAACACGGAAACGCAAUUCAAUGAGAAGACGUCAUUUACCCUUGCUCGGCUAACGCUCUGAUUUUCUUCUCAAGGUUUGGGCUCUAAGCACAUUUUUAGAAGACUGAGGCAGGGUUUUUUUUAAGCAGCUCUCUUCUACAGGACUUUUGUGCAAACGCCAGCAGCAUUGGAAGUAGUAUAACGUAGUUCCAAACAUCACCAGCUAUGGCUGCAAGCUGAGCCCUUCCUGACACUCAGGAUCACAGGACGGAACAGAGAUUUUGCCCUUAAAGUCAAAACAGCAGCGAUGCAAACCCCAGGCAGUGUCCACUGGUAGCAUUUAAAUUACUCUCAUCCAGGUGGUGAUCUCGUGUUCUCUGUUCCACUGAGAUGCUAAAAUCUGGCAAAAUAGCGAUGCAUCAGCAGUGCUGGGGCACAUCCGGACCCCGGGCCGGUUCGGGCAGCCGACUCCACACAGCUCGGCAGCCCUGGGGCAGGCGAGACGCGAGCGGGACCACCGGCCUGUGCUUACCACAACGGCAAAUGCUGAAGCGCCCGGGAGUCUUGAGGCCAGGCUGGAAAGCCUGCCCUGAAACUUGCCUCAGUUCUGGGAUUUUCAGGCCUGCAGUCUUCACCAGCACCAUCUCUCAUUCACAAAAAGUGAGAAGCCGUUCUUUGAAGAAUCACAAUCACAUGGAUUUCCAUGACCUUGGACUAAAAUAUGACAUCAUUUUCCUCUUAAACCGCAUUCAAGUGGUUCCUCCAACUUUCAAUACGCUAUUUGCAGCGGUAGCAGCUUGGCUCACCCUCCCCUGGCUAGAGACCGUCUCCAGCGCAAGGCAAGGGGAGCAUGGAGAGCAACCCAGUUCCAGCUCCUGCGCCUCCUCCUCUUGGUCCCAACCACAGCCCAACCCACAGCUGUCUUGUCCCAGACAGGCUCUUCCUUCUCCCUGCCCAGACUUACCCAUCUUCCUCUGCACCAUUCUUCUCUGCUCACAUAAGGAAUAAAGGCUGACAAGUGCCAUGUUCAAAGCCUGAGACAUUACGUGCAGACAUGCAAAACAGAAGAAGCUGAAAUAUAAACAUUAUAUAUAAUGUAAUACAGUUUUUAAUAGUGGUGUGAGAAGUAGCACCCUCCAAUCACCCUCACCUUUCAUGAUAGGCUUGCGUAACAUGACAGAGCCAUAGCUGGCAUAGCGAGAGCUCCUCUGAUCUUCACAACACUCAGUUAUUGGAAAUAUCCCCCUUUACUCUAUUACAAAUUGUUGCCAGAUUUGACUUCUGCAGUAAAUUCAGGGCAAAGAUUUGUGACUUGAACUAAAAGAGAGCUCGGGGAUAUGAUUUUCCCAAGUCUGCUUAAACACAGGAAUCAGCAGAGACUUAUUCUCGCUCCACUUAACAGUAUUCUCCACCUCCCUGGUAGCCCCGGAGAACAACCAUGUCCUACUCUUAGGGACCCAACAAAUUUGUCUCACUAAUGGGAAACAGAGAGCACAGGGCUGUACGCCCAUAAUUUUGAGUUGUUCCAGCAGGCAGCGUCUAGCCCCAAUGUGGUCUGGCCACCCUCUUACCCAGGCAGCCGGCUCCUCCCGGGGCAGCCCCGCUGGUGCCCAUGCGCAGGGCACAGGGGAAGCAAUUGGGAACGGGCAUUUAAAGACAGCCACCACCAAGCCUUUCUUUUAAAGGGACUCAAAGCAACCCGAGAGAGGGUCUCAGCAAGACGCACAUCACUGGGAUCAGUCUGGAGGUCGCAAAGAUGCCUGGUCCCCAGGAAUUGGGGAACCCCUGCGCACUGAGUUCAACACGGCGUACAUGCAAGCGGCACCUUUCCCAUCACCAGCUGCUGCAAGCGUAAAGCACCGAAACCCUCCUCCCCGGGAUACGACAGCAACCGUGUAACACAGAUCGUUUCAGAUGAUCUCCCAUCGGCAUCUCCCAUCUGCCCCUCCAUCUUAACAGCCAGCCAAGUCCUGCCUUAGAUGCCCAAGUCUCCUACUCACUCAGCAGCGCUGCAGGACCCAAGAAACACGAAGCAGUACAGGCGCAGGGGAGGAAGAGCCAGCCCUCGUCACCGGACAGGCUAGCGUCGCUUGGGUACCAGCACCGUCAUCCUCGUGGAGCCGUGCAGGUGCCGGCGUUCUCCAGCGGGUCACAGCGCUGGCGCCUUUCCCCACCAGCUUGUUUCCAGGUUGGGUGCAGAAAGCAGAGGACGAUUUCUUCAGUUUGCGAGCACAGGCAAGCCUUCUGCGAAGGACUCGAGUCGCAGAUCCCGAGCAGGCUCUCCGCUAGAAACAGCAACGGUUAAAGCAAGCAGAGAUGCUCUGAGCCCUUGUUAGAUACUGCAGCAAGAGAAGGCACACCAAGGCAGACUGCGUUAUUUCUUGUGAUACACAAAAUAUAUUGCAAGAACACCAUGUUCCAUCAGAAAUGAAUACAGUUCUUAAUAUAAAUAUGGACAGGAUUAAAUACCACGCUGCAGUUGAAAGCCUCCAGGCCUGUGAUAAAUCUCUCCUCCGCACAGCUACUUGUGCUCUAAGCACCAGUGGAGUCCCUGGAGUCACAAAGGAAAAACAUUUGAAGGCUCUCAUUGCUGUGGCAAAGGAACAAACAAAAAGCACAGAACGGGGUUCAGAAGUUCAGAAACACUUUAUUUUUGCCUUCUGAUUCUUUUAAGGAAAAAAGAAAAGAAAAAAACAAAGUCUGCUUGUUUUAAAACCCAUUCAAAAGGCUUCUGGGAGAACCCCCAGAGGAGCAAGGAGCAGAUGACAUUACAACAGUAGUAUGCAAAUGAUCUUUUCCCCAGGAAAGAUAAGAUUUUCGUGUUCAUGUUAAAGUAAUUUCAGUAGCUUAACAAUUAAGAGGACUGCGAUUUUAUUCAGCAAGCCUUAAAGCUUUCAGUGAGACAUCUCAGUUGUUGCUUGGAUUACAUCGGAGACUUUCUUCAGACAGUUACGGCUUGUGGUUCACUUGUAACAGUUUCCUAGGGGUAAAAGUUAGCUUGAAAAUGGAAAGCCCACCAGGGUCCCCGUAGAAAAGGGCUGCUGUUUCUUAUCGAGUACAUCCCCUGUGGUCCAGGGUAGGAAAAGUCACGCUGUUACACACAAAAAGUGACUCCCUGCUCGUUGUUACGAGCUGGAUCCAGUAAACAAAUCCACCUAUGCCAGCAUCCCCCAUAUUCGCAGUCGCACGGGGACCAAGCUUAAUUUUCACUUCUCGCUCGCCCUCUGUGCUGCGCCCACCCAGGCUCUGCGGCGCCAAGGGCCCCGGAUGCAGAAGCACUGCAAGCCCGGGUCCCGAGGGACGGCUCGCCCCACCUCCGCAAGGACUGCUGAGGGCAGGCGCGGGAUUUGCAAAAUCCUCAGCCAUUAAAACACAACCCCCAUCUCCAAAAACUUU